UGCAUGUCGUUUUGUAGCAGACGUGUAAACAGGAACGGAUAUUGAUUGGUCAAGAACUGUGAUUUUGAAUCGAAUAUAAUCCUGCAACCCACUUCAUCCAGACCUUGAAUUCUAGCUGUUAUUUGAAAGAAUAUCAAGUGGAGUGCACAGCUUGACAUAUGGAGGACAGGGAAAAUGGCAACCACAAGCAAGCAAUUGCAGAAAAGAAUGAAAAUGUGAGAUAUAAGGUGAGCCCAAAGUCAACACCAAAGAGUAGUAGGAAGAGGAAACAGCGGUUCUGUAGUCCUAAGGUGUCACCAGCUAUAAGUAUACAGGAUGGUGUUGGACUCAAUUCUGAAGGAUCAACUACUGAAUCUGAAGGUAUCCAGAGUCCCAUACACAAACAAAGAAGACUGAGAAAGAACCCAGCCCAGGAUAGCCCAAGGAAUGCCACACACAACGAAAAUGGUAGAAACUUGAGAGGAAUUGGUGAUGAAGUACAACCUCUGAUCAAAGACAACAAGGACAACAGGAGUUGUGAGAGAGGAAACAGUGACACAACCUCACACAAGACUGUUGAUCUUACUACAAAUAUAAAGUCACCAAUAUCACAGAGCAAUGGUCACCACAAGUUGAACAGGUCUCUUGAAAAGGAAUCUGUAGGUCAAAAAACCACAUUGGAGGAACCAGAUGUAUAUAUGCACCACAAAGACCAAAGUUCAAAAUCUGAACAGCAGUGGGAUCGGACAUUUAUUCCCAGUCAGGUGUCUCGGUCAAGUAAUGAGGACAUAUUGGCUACACAAAAAGCUGCCGAGGUGAUGGCAAGAAUGAACUGUCUGGAAAAUGAUGAAGACAUCCUUGAUGUAGAAAAAGAAAACACAAAUGAAGGUAGCACUCCAAACGAAUCCUCUCAGACCUUGACAAAAAUUUCAUCCAAUGGAAUUCAGAAAUAUUCAUCAUCAUCCCAAUGUCAUGAUCCUCAAGGAAAUUCCUACACAAAUUAUCAGCCGACAGAUGUAAUGUCUGACCAACCAACAGAAAUCACUGCCAGUCAAAGGGUGGAGUCUUUGAAGAAGACCACAAAAUGUGAUGUGCCCAAAAAUGUUGAUUUGCAAAAGAAAGGAGAUGGAGCAGAUAUGAACUCUGAACCAAAAGGAACUAUCCUCUCUAGUCUACUGGAAGGUCGUGACCAGGAAUCCUUGAUAGCUGCUGAACUCCUCACUCGACUUGACCGUGAUAUACAUCUGUCUGAAAUACAGCCGACAAUUUGUCUCGACCAACCUAGCUACCCUAACUAUAGUAACAUGGCUUAUGGGACCUCAAGUCCAGCACAAGGCAUCAAUGUGGCUAAUUACUUGGAGCACAAACCAAAAAAGCAGGGUAGUUCUGGUACAGGAACUGUUCACCAUAAUACUGGUGUACAGGUCGACUUGGAACAUCGUCCUACUGGUCAUCCAGUCAGCUGCACAUUCGAAUCCCAAUCUGGGUUGAGUGUUAGUGAAAAUGGAGGUGAAUCAAUUCCCUCUGCUAGUAAUUCUUUGUCAACACCAGCCACAAGGCAAACAGCAUCACAGAUUUUGUACCACAACAGAACAGGACAGGAGCAACUGGGACAGGAGUGUCAGAGAAGCCACAGCUUCCAUGGAACAGUAGACAAUGUAUGUAGAGACCAGAACCAAAUGCCAAGACCUAGUGACCCAGGAGCCCUAGGGUGGGAGCAGGGUCAGAUCAAUGUCCCAACUCCCCAACACAGGAACAUGGGGAUUCCAGGAUGGGACCAGAGACAGCAGUCAUAUCAUCAACUAGUUGACACAGCCAAUCAAAAGGAUCCUAUGUCUUUUACUGGUGCCCUCAAAGCUGGGGUCCAGCAUGAUAUGGCCAGUGAACAACUGGCAGGUGAACAGAUUAACAAUGGGUACAGAUAUGGCCCAAUGAUUCCAGGGAACUCCCCUUACACUCAUCACUCUAAUAUUGGAAAAAAUAAGCAGUCGGAAGCUUUGUAUGAGCGGAGAGACCAUCAUGAUGCUAUAAUCCCUGUAGAGCAAGGCAUGCCCUUUGGCCCAAUGGUAGAGGAUUCACAUUAUAAUGGACUCCCAACUUUCCAGUCAGGAAAUUAUUUGAAUCUUUCCCAAGAGACUAUAGACAAUAUGAUACAGAACAAUCAAGGCUCAUCCUAUGUUGGGAGUCCUUCUAUACAAAGUCAACCCCUCCCUACUAAUAUUUCAACCCCAGACCCAACUGUCCAAGGAUUUGGAGACUUUGUUAGCUAUCCCCGUUCAUCGCAGUCCUCUGAAGACCAGUAUUUCCAGCCAAUACGAUCGAAGAGUCAAGGACCUGAUGAAAUGUUGCCACACAUGGCUAAGCGACGAAGGAGGUCAAAUUCUGCCAAGACUGUCAACAAUGAUAAAAGCCCUGCAUUUAUAGAUGUCAUGAAUAAUUACAUGGUGAAGAAAAAACCAUAUGAACAUGCUCUACAUCCACUACAAACAAAGGACAAUGAUUCAGAUCGUUUCUUCUUGAUCCUGUCGCCCGAGGUAAAUUCAGAUGAAGUACGUGAUAUUGGACAUAAAGGUCUUAUAGCUAAAUACAUUGACUACCUUAUUGUUGAAAACGAACAGAUCACAGAGAUGUCUAAAGCUGUGUCUAUCCCAAUAGAGCACUGUGUUAUGGACGAUCCUUAUUUGAUGGACAUCAUUCGGGUGAAGAUUCCGUUCCCAACACUGAAGUACUACCAAUGGCUGCGUACCUACUAUCCGACCAUUCAGAUUGACUGGCUGGCCCUGAACCAGCAGAUGCUGCAGUUUCAACCUGUUGGAGACUGCCGGCCCCAUCAUUACAUCCUGGACAAGCGACCCCCACCUGUCCUCCUUGGGGAAUCAUUCUACUUUUUCCAGCGUGAGAGAGACAGACUGCUUUCUUGUUGAAUCAGUGAGUUUUAAAACUCGAGUUUUCUAUUAAGUAGAUUUAGUGUAUGAUGCGGAGACAAGGGUAUAUCAGUAGAUAUGAAACGUUCAUGUCUCCUCCCAGAAAUUUAAGGAUUCUGCAUAUGCAAUAUCCUGCUCACAGCUGCAUGCUUUCAAAAUAAUUCUUGUACUUGACAUCAUUUCUUACAAGCAUGCAUACUUUUUGGUUUAAUUCAAACUCAUUUGUUUCAAUUUAGUUUACAAAUUUAUUUAUUGCAAAAAGAAAAAAGAAAAAAGUACUACAUGAAAGAUUGAAGAAUUGUCCAUGUGACAAUUUCUCAUCAUUGUUACUGUAUUAUUGUGGAUUUUUUAACUUUUGAAUAUACAAAUAACAACAUUUAAAUGAUAUUAAUGAUAUUGAAAUAGAAUGAAAUCCUUUCAUAUCAUUCGCUCAAUAAUAAAGUUGACAUCUAUCAACUCGUCCAACAGCUAUAUAUACAUUUACAUAUAUAACAUACGUAAAGUUGGUUUUAUGGCAGCUAAAAGUUCUAGAAAAUCUCGUGCAAUUUUCAAGUACAUUUUUAAAAUUUUUAUUUUAAGUUUGUCAUAUCAAACCUCUUAAUCCAACUUGCCUAUCUGUUUAUGUAUUUUUUUAUGUGGAUAAUGAAAAGAUUUUUACCCAAUUAAUUUUUUUGUUAUAUGUUAAAGACAAAUUUGAAUAAUAUAGCGCAUUCUUGGAUGAAUGCAGAUUUUCAUUCAAAAGUAUUUACAAUGUACUUUGAGUUUGUCUCAAAAUCUUAAUAUUUUAUGUAUAUAAACAUUAAAUCUUUAUUGUUGUUGAAAUUCAUAACGCAGUCUUUUUUGUCACCUUUAAAAAAAAGUCAAAAAGUAAAAGCAAUGAGGCCUACUGUCUUGGAAUUUGGUAUAAUUGAUUGAGUAGUAUUAUUUACUGUGUUUACUUUCAUUUCAUUGUGUUAGAAUGUUUAAUGACAGGUGAGUGAUCCUAGAAACAUCUGUAAUUUAUCUCUUUAAUAACAAUUUACUUUGUUAUACCUGAUUAAUUAUAUCAAGUAACUUGUGAAAGUUUAUAUGCAUUUGUCAUCAAUUAAAGUUACAGUAAUUAACUUAAGAAAUCAAACUCUCUUUUCUGUUUCACAACUUAAUUAAGUACAAGUAUAUGAUAAUGAGGACGGGGAUAUAUAAAGUAUACAUGAUGUCUGUCAGUUCAUACCUCUGUCCAUAUCCUGUAAUAUAUCUCUCUUCUGUUUGUAUGUAUAUGUAUGCUCACUUAAAAUCAGUGUUGUCGCUCCAGUUACAUCUAGAUUCAGCUUUUUAACAGAUUUUGAUUACAAUUCAGAUAUUGGCCAAGUAUG
Pecten maximus is the source of this 4255-nucleotide messenger RNA. RefSeq lists its product as uncharacterized. NCBI's taxonomy places the organism in Eukaryota, Metazoa, Mollusca, Bivalvia, Pectinida, Pectinidae. Bases 159 to 2903 code for a protein of 914 amino acids. The transcript is spliced from 5 exons. The record is from RefSeq and is a predicted model, not a curated record.